AGAUGCUGGAUGGACACGUCCUGCUGGGAUGGCUCUCCUCCUGCGCGCUUCUAGGGCUGCUAGCCUGCACCCCGCGGCCCUCCGCCGCCUACUUCGGGCUGACGGGCAACGAACCCCUGACCAUCCUCCCUCUGACCUCAGAAAUGGAGGAAGCCGCCGUCAAAGCCCACUACAAAGUCUGUGACCGCCUGAAGCUGGAGAAGAAGCAGCGCAGGAUGUGCCGGCGGGACCCCGGCGUGGCAGAGACCCUGAUGGAGGCCAUCAGCAUGAGUGCACUGGAGUGCCAGUACCAGUUUCGCUUUGAGCGUUGGAAUUGCACCCUGGAGGGCCGCUACCGGGCCAGCUUGCUAAAGAGAGGUUUCAAGGAGACGGCCUUCCUCUACGCCAUUUCCUCUGCAGGGCUGACACACGCUAUGGCCAAAGCGUGCAGCGCGGGCCGGAUGGAGCGCUGCACCUGCGACGAGGCUCCUGACCUGGAGAACCGCGAGGCUUGGCAGUGGGGUGGCUGCGGUGACAACCUGAAAUACAGCAACAAGUUUGUCAAGGAGUUCUUGGGGAGGAAGCCCAACAAGGACCUGAGAGCCAGGGUGGAUUUCCACAAUAACCUCGUGGGCAUGAAGGUCAUCAAAGCUGGUGUGGAGACAACCUGUAAGUGCCACGGUGUGUCUGGGUCCUGCACUGUCCGAACGUGCUGGAGGCAGCUCUCUCCAUUCCACGAAAUAGGGAAGCAGCUGAAGCAGAAGUACGAGACGUCGCUCAAAGUGGGCAGCACUACCAACGAGGCCACGGGGGAAGGAGACAUUUCCCCACCCAAGAAAUCCAUCCCCGGUCACAGUGAUCAAAUCCCAAGGACUACGGAUCUUGUCUACAUUGACGAUUCCCCAAGCUUUUGUCUGAUGAGCAGAUACUCGCCCGGGACUUCGGGAAGGAAAUGUUACAAAGACAAGAACUGUGACAGCAUCUGCUGUGGGCGAGGGCACAAUACGCAGAGCCGGGUGGUCACUCGGCCGUGCCAGUGCCAGGUCCGUUGGUGCUGCUACGUGGAAUGCAAGCAAUGCACCCAGAGAGAGGAGGUUUACACCUGUAAAGACUGACACAUCUUCUGCCCGAUGGCGACCCUCGGCGGCGGGCGAUCACGAUCUAUGAGAACUACAUAUGGAGACAAACAGGGUUUGAUUGACCUUCUGGGAUCUGAAAGCUAUGUUGAGACAUAAGCACUUUGUAGGG
This is a messenger RNA of Centrocercus urophasianus (Greater sage-grouse), 1227 nucleotides long. It is a transcript of the gene WNT9A, whose product is annotated as Wnt family member 9A. Bases 3 to 1094 code for a protein of 363 amino acids. The record is from RefSeq and is a predicted model, not a curated record. The transcript has 4 exons. Gene Ontology annotation, cellular component: extracellular region. Gene Ontology annotation, biological process: canonical Wnt signaling pathway; multicellular organism development; cell fate commitment. NCBI's taxonomy places the organism in Eukaryota, Metazoa, Chordata, Aves, Galliformes, Phasianidae. Gene Ontology annotation, molecular function: frizzled binding; cytokine activity.